GCAUUUGGCCAGGCCUAUUCGAUCCAGAGGAAGGUGGCGGAGGAUGGGGAGACCCUCGAGGAGAACCUGCUGCAGGAGUCCGCCUCUAAAGAGGCCUACUACAUGAGCAAGAUCCUGGAGCUGCAAACUGAAAUGAAACAGAACAAGAGCGUCAUGUCCAACGUGCAGGCUGAGAACGAGCGGCUCAACGCAGUGCUGCAGGACCUCCGGGAGAAUAACGAGGUGCUUGAGCUGCAGAGGACUCGUAUGAAGGAUGAGAUUCGAGAGUACAAGUUCCGGGAGACGAGACUCCUGCAGGACUACACAGAGCUGGAGGAGGAGAACAUCAUGCUGCAGAAACUUGUCUCCACCCUCAAGCAGAACCAG
Molecule: messenger RNA, 366 nt
Organism: Acipenser ruthenus (sterlet)
Lineage: Eukaryota; Metazoa; Chordata; Actinopteri; Acipenseriformes; Acipenseridae
Product: protein bicaudal D homolog 1-like
Exons: 2
Biological process (GO): microtubule anchoring at microtubule organizing center; regulation of microtubule cytoskeleton organization; positive regulation of receptor-mediated endocytosis
Cellular component (GO): cytosol; Golgi apparatus
Molecular function (GO): dynactin binding; dynein complex binding; cytoskeletal adaptor activity
Source: RefSeq, a predicted model, not a curated record